AAGUUGGGACGUUCCGUUUCACUUCCUCAUGGGAUAACAAUUCUCACAUGGGCUAAAUUUUUACAAAAACAGAUUUGUGGUAACGUUAACAAGCAAGGCUAAACAAAAAGCGAAAAAAUGGGUAAGAAAAAGUCUGCCAUGGGGCUCGGGAGAUCACUGAUAAAGGAGAGACUCAACGCAGGCCGAGGCAACAAGAGGGGCGAUACUUGGCUCCACACCAGUGAACUGAACGAUGGCUACGACUGGGGUCGUCUCAACCUGCAGUCAGUGACUGAACAGAGCUCUAUGGAUGACUUCCUUGCAACUGCUGAAAUGGCCGGGACAGAGUUUGUUGCAGAAAAGCUCAACAUCAAGUUUGUGGCAGCUGAAGCUCGGGCAGGAUUACUGACAGCCGAGGAGACGGCAAAGCUGAAGAAGCUGCACGAGGAGAACAAACAACUCCUCAGAAUUCCACGAAGGCCUCACUGGGAUGAAGGCACCAGUCCAGAGGUUCUCCAGCAGACAGAGAGAGACAGCUUCCUGGAGUGGAGAAGAGAACUGGCAGAGCUUGAAGAGGAGCAGAAAAUGAUUCUCACACCUUUUGAGAGGAAUUUGGAUUUCUGGAGACAGCUCUGGAGAGUGAUUGAGAGGAGUGACAUUGUUGUUCAGAUUGUGGAUGCCAGAAACCCAUUGCUAUUUCGUUGCCCUGACCUGGAGUGCUAUGUAAAAGAGGUGUCCCGGUACAAGGUGAACUUGUUGCUGGUGAACAAGGCUGACCUGCUGACCCGGCAGCAGCGGAGGAUCUGGGCCAGAUACUUCCAGAGAGAGGGCCUCCGCGCUGUGUUCUGGUCCGCACUGGUGGAGAACGAGAGGCUGGAGGCAGAGGAGAAGGGAAUGGAAGUGGAGGAGCAGGAGGAUGAAAAGAGCGAAGCGGAGGAUGGAGACGAGGGAAUGCCAGACAACGACAAUAUGAGCCGAAGACAGGAGGUAGAGGAUAACAAGGAGAAGAAUGAGGAAGAGAGCGAGGAGGAAGAAGAUGAGGAGAGCGAUAUGGAAGGGGAGCAGUUUAAAGACUGCGUAGCAGAGGGAGACUGGCAGACGGCAUCGGAGGGUGAAGAGGCAUCAGAGGAUGAGGAGGCAGACGACGAAGAGAGUAUAGAUGGCUCCACCCACGGCUCCUCCUUCCACAACUCCAGUCGCCUGUUGACAAAAGAUGAGCUGCUUGCCAUAUUUAAGGCGGCUCACGAUGGGCCAACGUUGAAAGAGGGCGAGCUCACAGUGGGGCUGGUGGGGUAUCCCAAUGUGGGCAAAAGUUCUACCAUCAACACCAUUCUGAGAAAUAAGAAGGUGUCCGUCUCAGUCACGCCUGGGCACACCAAGCACUUUCAGACGCUGUAUGUGGAGCCAGGUCUGUGUCUGUGUGACUGCCCUGGCCUGGUCAUGCCCUCCUUUGUGUCCACUAAAGCUGAGAUGAUGUGCUGUGGGAUCCUGCCCAUCGACCAGAUACGUGACCAUGUGCCUGCCAUCUCUCUCGUGUGUCAGACAAUUCCUCGGGAUGUGCUGGAGGGCACCUAUGGCAUCAACAUCAUCCGCCCGCGAGAGGACGAGGACCCCGACCGCAUCCCCAACUAUGAGGAGCUACUGAUGGCCUAUGGAUACAUGAGGGGCUUCAUGACAACACACGGGCAACCUGACCAGUCGAGAUCAGCCCGUUACAUACUCAAGGAUUAUGUCAUUGGAAAACUGCUGUACUGCCACCCUCCUCCCCACAUCAGUGCUGCAGACUUCCAGCCCCAGCACAGCAAGUUCCAGGCCGGAGAUGCAGACGGUGAAGACUCCAAGAUAGGCAACAAACCGAGCAAAGUCAAGAGGCAUGAGAAUCUGGUGGACAAGAACUUCUUCCAUCAGGAGAAUGUUCGGGCGCUCACAAAGGGGGUCCAGUCUUUCAUGGGUUACAAGGAAGGCAGCGUAGGCCAGCGUGAACUGGUAAAUCAAGGGAAACCUGGCUUAGAACAGCCUGUGGGCAAACCCUGGAAGAAGCAUGGCAACAGGAACAAGAAAGAGAAAGUACGCCGACUCACCAAGCACCUGGAUGCCUGAAGAACAUCUAUAAACUGUUAGAAAUCGCUGGUAGUUAACCCCCAAAGGACUUUCCAAUGCAAUUACACAGGAAUUGGUAUGUAGAUAGUGGUCAACAACAAUAACCUCCAUUGCACUUUGCAAUAUGGAGAAACGGGGAAAGGUUGCCUUUUGAUAUCAAACAUAAUUCAGGAUGUUCUGUGUAACUCAUCAUGCAUUGCAGUGACAGUACAUUCCACUAUUACCAGAGCAGGGUUCGGGUCAACUCAAUUCCAGGAAUUUCUGCAACUGAGAUUGAUCCUUACCCUGAACCAGAGGAAAUUCAUUGGAGAUCAAUCAGUGAAGAUUGUUAUUUUUCAAUAAUGUUUGUUACAAGGUGCAGCCUAUUGUACUUUACAGCAGAGAUAUUCAGCAGGGGGUCUGCAAAAGUAUAUUAAAAAAAUAAAAUAAUGCUUUUUUAAAUGUCAAUGUUUUUACGAAUAUCGCUAGUAAGAGAAUAAUUUUUUACUUACAUUCUGUUAGGGUUGCGUAAAUUCGAAUCUGGUAUCAGGAUAAAUAUAACAAUGAGUCACCGAUUUUAUACUAUGUAUUUUUUAUUAGCUAAGUAAUAAAUGGCAAAUGCAA
Molecule: messenger RNA, 2682 nt
Organism: Oncorhynchus gorbuscha (pink salmon)
Lineage: Eukaryota; Metazoa; Chordata; Actinopteri; Salmoniformes; Salmonidae
Product: large subunit GTPase 1 homolog
Exons: 14
Coding region: 118-2079 (653 amino acids)
Biological process (GO): ribosomal subunit export from nucleus
Cellular component (GO): cytosol
Molecular function (GO): GTPase activity; GTP binding
Source: RefSeq, a predicted model, not a curated record